AAAAACACGACUCAACAAAAAAUAAGAAAAAACAAUAACAAAAGCAAGAACAAGCAACGGCUUCAUCCAUCUGUGCAUGAAGACAAUGCACAUAGAAAAUUAUCUGAGAGCAAGCUGUGUUAUAAUAUGGGGUUUCAAAGGGCUCUGCUGCACCAUCUUUUCAAAAUUCAAGCAACCUAUUUACAGCUUACCUUUUUUAUAAUUUGUAGUCAUACAUGUAUAAUUGUUUAGAGUAUUUAUUAAAAAUUUACUUUUUUCAAUUUGUAGCUCAAGAACAGUGCAGAGAAUAUUACACAGGUGUAAUCGCCGUCGUAACAAUCCAACAGAAGAGGUCUGUGACCUGUUUUUGACAUGUUUAGAGAUGGAGAUGAUGAGCAGUGGCCUCAACCUUGGCUGCCGUUCUAUGAGCAGGAUGCUAACACGUUAUGGAAUACAUGUUCCAAGAGAUGUAGUUCUUGAAGGACAAAGGCUACUAGACCCUGAAGGAUUAAACAUGCGAAGAAGGCAUAGACUGAGAAGGCGUGUCUACAACAGUCAUGGGCCCAAUUAUGGCAUUCAUGUUGAUCAGCAUGACAAACUCAGACAGUAUGGUUUCUGUAUACACGGUGCCAUAGAUGGCUUUUCUCGUCGAAUACUUUGGUUGAGAGUAGAGUCAUUCCACCAGCUUGGAAAAUCUCUACCUCUAUUUUUACCAAUAAGAAACAAGUGGAUUUUCAUAACAGAAGACAAUUUUCAAAAGAAUGAAACAAAAAAUAAACCCAAUCCCUGUGUACCCCAACCUGGUGGAAUGACCCAGUAGAACACCAAUAGAGACCCUGCAGUGACAGCAUCAUACUUCACUGAUUUUGUGAAGGAAAUUCAAGGUGUUCCCCGCUGUGUGCAAAUGGAUUGGGGCACAGAGAAUACGCUGAUUGAGGAUAUCCAAACUGCUUUUCAUGAAGUGUAUGGAAACCACCAGCAGCAAAGUCCAUGUGUGAUACACUCUGUGUCUCCUCACAAUCAAAGAAUGGAGCGUUUCUGGAGAACAUUGUUUGAUAUGAUGACCAACUUCUGGAUGGACCGUUUGGGAGGAUUGGUUCAUGAUGGUGUCUUGGACUGCUCCUCACCAUUCCAUGUGGAAUGCUUGAGAUUCUGCUUUAUGCCAUUGAUACAAGCUGAACUUGAUGAAGUUCGUAUGGAAUGGAACCAGCAUAGACCACGGACCAUUACUAACACAGAUGCUCUACAAGGGCAGGCGGAUUUGAUGUAUUUUGUGCCAGAGAUUUUUGGAGCUCGUGAUUUCCGGAUUCCAGUUCCAAUGUGUGAAAUCACUACUACAAAGGAGGAGUUCACCACUGCGCCAAGAUCAAGUGGAUGCUCUGUUGAGUUUGAAGGAUCAUGCCAGGAUAUUCUUCUCGUCCACAACAAGAGGAUUCCUUCUUCAUUUGAGGAAGGUGCAGAAUUGUUCAGAUUGCUAUUGAAUGCACUGCAGCCAUAAAAUGUGUGAAUCUGUCUUUAAGCAGUCAAUUUCAAGUAAAUGAAAAGAAAAUCAAAGAAAUGAAAAUUAAUCACAUGAUAUACCUUACACUUCCAACAGGUGUCUUGUCCAUUUAUGUUCUAUAGAAUGGUAAAGGAUACUCUGAUGACAAGAUACUGAUUACUAAUACAUGAAAUUUUUGACUAAUUGCACCCACUAGUGGACAGCCAUGGAAAAUUUUAUAUGCUCUUAAAUGAACACAUGCUUUGCUCCUCAAAGACCAUUUGGAAUAGCUUAAAUAUGAAUGAUUACUAUAUCGAUGGUGUUGCCCUUCUUAACCAAGACAGUGUUAGUCUUUAGUAUUGCAUUAAAAAGUUGUUUCAGAUUUUUUCAAAAAAUAGAGAAGUGCAAUAAAUCAUUUUAAUAAGAGCGAUUACAGUCAUAUCAUUUCAUCAUUCACUAAGAUCAGGCUUUUCAGCAUAUUCUUUUCAAGUCUCGUUUGAUGUGAAAUGCAGAUUCAAGGGUCAGUUUGUAGCUUUGUUCAUUUUUUUUUAAUUCAGUAGGUUGAUGUUAACUGUCUGGACUGUACUAUGACAUCUACAUGUACCUGCUCUGUUUAUUUCACAUACAUUUUUGUGAAGAUCAUGGAGUGUAAAGUACAUGUGAUGAAUAAAAAUAGACUGUGAAAACACAACCAUGAAGGGAGAAAUAUGCCCAAAACCUUUAUUAAACACAUGAACACAAAAUUUUGGAAAGGUAUAAAAAUGUGAAAAACACAUGAAUAGACAAGUGUAGUAUUUAACUGCUUCAAAAAUAAAGGAACUGCAACCUCAAUAAAGAUAAAAGUCCAGCUAAAUGAACAGCAAUGUCAAAACUGACCCCCUCAUAUUAAGCACUUUAUCUCUACAUUACAAUAUGCCUCCAGUCCUCCCAACCCCAGUCCUCCCAACCCCAGUAGCAAUUUCAGAAUGUUUGUUAAGAUACUGGUGACUGUUGAUCAGCUCAAGAAUGUUCACUGGUGGCCUAGUCAAAAGGGUUUGUGGUUUAUGAGCCAAAACACAUUGUUAAUGUGAAUUGCCAACUUCACCAUCUCACAGCAUUUACUAUUCAAAUGUGAUAAAAAAUGAAAUAAAAAAGUCCUGUGCUUAGUUCAGCUUACUUUUUAGCUAUGUUUUCAAAUCCAAUUCCAUAAAAGAUUUCCAUAAUCUGUAAAUGUAUGUUUUUAGCCUGAAAAUUUUAAAUUUCAAAAAAAAUAUCCGUCACUCCUCCACUGACCCCAAAUAUGAAACAUGAGUACUGCAGCUGUUCCCAGUAUUAAUAGUUUCCUACACACUCUUCAAAACUGCAGAGUGGAAUAAACUUUGUGUUUCACAGAACUGUUACAAAGAAGUUUUGCUUAAUGAGAUAGCGAGGACUGCAGUUGCUACAUACCAGAUCUACUGACGAGGAGACUCAUCUGAUUUUUCUUCUAUUUCCAAAUUGGACAAAAUGUGUAUCAAUUAACUGUUACAUGAUUGAUUGACUUCUUAAAUACAGGUUUGGAUCCAUAAAAAUAAACUUAGCGAGGCUAAAUUCUAAUCACUUUACAUGACUUAUCAGUUCAACGAUUUGAAAGUCUUGUUUGGUCUGAUGGCCCUAAUUACAAGCUCUUAAAAUUUCAAAGACCUGUUAAUAUAAACAUGGAAAGAAUACUUCUCUGGAAAACUUGGAUAACUUGUACCUAUAAAUUAAGCAAAGUGAACAGUGAAAGCACAAAAACGAAACUAAAGUACUUUAUACCGAAUGCCCUAUUUUGUUGUGAUUACAAAAAGACAAAAG
This is a messenger RNA of Acanthaster planci (crown-of-thorns starfish), 3274 nucleotides long. RefSeq lists its product as uncharacterized. The record is from RefSeq and is a predicted model, not a curated record. Lineage: Eukaryota; Metazoa; Echinodermata; Asteroidea; Valvatida; Acanthasteridae.